GACACCAAGCACGCUGCUCACCAACUGUGGCCAUGACUUUUUGGGGAAAGCCUGUCAUUGAUUGCUUGAACGUCACGACCACUCCGAACUUUCGAGAAUGAUCGUUUCACGAAAGAAAAAGCUAACAACAACAAACGACGACCUGACAACUUCUGCACGUUACUACCACUAUCAUGCGCACGGAGGCUGUCGAGAGAGGAGCGUCAUGGGGAAAAGCUGCAAAGUGGUGGUAUGUGGCCAGGCUGCAGUUGGUAAAACGGCCGUGUUGGAGCAGCUAUUGUACGCCAAUCAUGUCGCAGGUUCCGAGACCAUGGAGACGCUGGAGGACAUCUACAUCGGAUCUAUCGAGACCGAUCGGGGCACCCGCGAGCAGGUGCGCUUUUACGACACCCGAGGGCUCCGCGACGGCACGGAAUUCCCCCGGCAUUACUACAGCUUCGCCGACGGCUUCGUACUGGUUUACAGCAUCGACAGCAAGGAGUCCUUCAAGCGCAUGGAGGCUCUUAAGAAGGACAUCGACCGACACAGAGAUAAGAAGGAGGUAACCAUCGUGGUCCUGGGCAACAAGCUGGACAAGCAGGAGGAACGGCGCGUGGACGCCAACAUGGCGCAGAACUGGGCCAAGAACGAGAAGGUGCGCCUGUGGGAGCUGUCGGUGGCUGACCGCCGCACGCUCGUCGAGCCUUUUGUGUACCUGGCCAGCAAAAUGACGCAGCCGCAGAGCAAGUCCACCUUCCCGCUCAGCCGCAACAAGAACAAGGGCAGCGGGCCCACGGAUGGCUGAAGGAAGGACGGACGUGCAAAAACGCAGCGCGUUUGCCCUCUUUUUAUUUUUUACAUCGUUUAAAAUUCAGCCUCGCCAUGUCAAGCUAAUCUGAUUCAGGGCAAAGUUGCUCGUGCACUUUCAGCCUUCCAUUGAUUGUUGAUUUCUGUCCUGCAAUUAUGCCAUCAUCAUAUCACGUUUAAGUGUGGUAAAUAUGCACAAGAAUUGGAAAGGGGCGGCAAAUAGUUGUUCACAUCACCGUGUCAUCACACUGUCAAUCAUGUCACUUUAAUGGCCAUCCCGUAUUUUAGAGCCAUCGCAAGCUGUUGACGGUGUACGGUAACUGAGUCACCUGUCGUCGGGGAGCUUUGUUCCACUGCUUCGUUUUAUUAGAUGAUUUGAUUAUCAUUUGACACUCGCUAAAGGAUUUUCAACAUUAAAUAUGGAGGCCAUGAUGCCGUCAUUACAGCUAUGUACAGUAUAUAUGUUUAUAGCAUUUCAAUUGUGCAGCUUUUUUCAGGGACCAAUUGUUUCAAAUGUGUUAUUGUUAGGGUUAGGGCCUAAAUGAAGCCAGCCUUUAAAAUGAAGUGUGUUAUUUUACUUUUAAACCGCAUUUGUUUGUAUCUUCAAUAAACAAUUGAAGUAU
This is a messenger RNA of Syngnathus acus (greater pipefish), 1409 nucleotides long. It is a transcript of the gene nkiras2, whose product is annotated as NFKB inhibitor interacting Ras-like 2. Bases 98 to 784 code for a protein of 228 amino acids. The transcript is spliced from 4 exons. NCBI's taxonomy places the organism in Eukaryota, Metazoa, Chordata, Actinopteri, Syngnathiformes, Syngnathidae. Gene Ontology annotation, biological process: canonical NF-kappaB signal transduction. Gene Ontology annotation, molecular function: GTP binding; GTPase activity. The record is from RefSeq and is a predicted model, not a curated record.